This is a messenger RNA of Phodopus roborovskii (desert hamster), 1535 nucleotides long. RefSeq names its product gap junction protein delta 3 (gene Gjd3). Gene Ontology annotation, cellular component: connexin complex. The transcript has 2 exons. Gene Ontology annotation, biological process: cell communication. The record is from RefSeq and is a predicted model, not a curated record. The coding region runs from base 237 to 1070 and encodes 277 amino acids. Lineage: Eukaryota; Metazoa; Chordata; Mammalia; Rodentia; Cricetidae.
CAGAAAGGGAAGACCGGCAAGGGGUGUGGCCCUGGGUCUGUUUCCAGGGUGGAACCAAACCGCAGGUCACCCUGUCCCUUUAAGAGAAGGGGGAGAGCUAGCCCCUCUCAGCCAUCCUGUCCUGUCAUCCAUCCCAGCCAAAUCCAAAAAGGAAAAUGAAAGAGGGACCGACAGGAACAGGUCCCAGCUGUCUCCCAAGCGCCCGCGCUCAGCUCUAAGCACAAGGCCCAGGCGCCAUGGGGGAGUGGGCGUUCCUAGGCUCCCUGCUGGACGCGGUGCAGCUCCAGUCGCCGCUCGUGGGUCGCCUCUGGCUGGUGAUCAUGCUGAUCUUCCGCAUCCUGGUGCUGGCCACGGUGGGAGGUGCCGUGUUCGAGGACGAGCAGGAGGAGUUCGUGUGUAACACGCUGCAGCCCGGCUGUCGCCAGACCUGCUACGACCGCGCCUUCCCGGUGUCCCACUACCGCUUCUGGCUCUUCCACAUCCUGCUGCUGUCGGCGCCGCCGGUGCUGUUCGUCAUCUACUCCAUGCACCAGGCCAGCAAGGAGGCGGGUGGCGCGCAGCCGGCCACGCCGUGCACGCGCGGGCGUCCCGAGGCCCCGUGCGCCCCGUGUUCCCUGCGUGCCCGCCGCGCGCGUCGCUGCUACCUGCUGAGCGUGGCUCUGCGCCUGCUCGCCGAGCUGGCCUUCCUGGGUGGCCAGGCGCUGCUCUACGGCUUCCGCGUGGCCCCGCACUACGCGUGCGCCGGCCCGCCUUGCCCGCACACCGUCGACUGCUUCGUGAGCCGGCCCACCGAGAAGACGGUCUUCGUGGUCUUCUACUUCGCCGUCGGGCUGCUCUCGGCGCUGCUCAGCGUGGCCGAGCUGGGUCACCUGCUCUGGAAGGGUCGCCAGCGCGCGAAGCUGCUCCCGCCGCCGCCGCCGCCCGAUCUGCCUUCGCAGCGAGCGGACCCCGAUCCCUUCGGCCCGCCCGCCUACGCGCACCGCGCACCGGCCGGCGACAGCGAGGGCGAGGGCGGCAGCGGCCACAGCAAGGCGUCGCUGGCCACCGUGCGUCAGGACCUGGCCAUCUAGCGGCGAGGUCCGAGGCCCAUCCUUCAGCACCGGGGGUCCAGGGAGGCAGCAGCGUGAAGUGGCUUCCGAAAGACUGCGUAGGACCCUCCCUGAGCUGACGAUGAACAGAGGGGACCCCACCACCACCACCAGAAGAUGGGGGACCGCCGGGUUCGGGCCGGGGUGGCGUCGCACUUCCCAGUGCCGGUUGCAGCGGAAUGCCGGGGCUGCUUUGAGUCAGGGAGGCUCUUUCGUUCUGUGAUCCCAGCGGAAAGGGAGGAUGUGAGAGGAAGCAGGCAGGCCAAGGGCAAUGGGUGACCUGAUUGUUUUAGCGGGGGCGAAAUCAGCAGUGAUGGCAGCAUUCCCAGGUCCCCUGCUUGGUCAGAGAAGUGUACUUCUCUGUGGGCUCUCCGUGCACACAUACAUGCACAUCUGGAUACACUGCGAUGGGUUGGCCGCUCGUGCACAUUAAACCUCUGUGGACUG